AUGGAGGCCGAGGGUGGUUUGGAACACUGGGCCCGCUGCUGCGGCCCUGGGGGCUACGCCUGCCUGCCGAGGGGGUUACGGCUUGGUGAGUCAGACUGUGGGAGCAUUUGUUGUGCUGAACCUUACAGUUCUCUUUCUACCCAGCUGAGUCAGAAGAACUGCUUAGUGAAGACUCUGAAGAGGUUUUAGAAGCAGUUAGAAAGAGAAGGAGGAAAGUUUGAGGCAACAAAAUGUGCCUUUAUUCCAAAGACCUUCAAAAUGCCUUCAGAGUACCAUUUGUUUGUGGAAGAAUUUCGCAAGAAGCCUGGCAUCGCUUGGGUUGUGAAACCGGUAAGUGUGUCACAACGUGAAGGAAUUUUCCUGUUCCAAAAACUGAAGGAUAUUGUUGACUGAAGAAGGGCAACAACAAAGUUUCUUACCUUUGACUUGAGAGUUGAUGUUCUAGUGACAUCUUACAUCCCACUGAAGGCCUGGUUAUCCAGAGGUGGAUUUGCUCGCUUUUCUAAUACACGAUUUACUCUGAAUAGCAGAGAUGAUCGCUAUGUUCAUCUCACAAAUGUGGCAGUGCAAAAGACUGCACCUGGUUAUGAUCCCGGGAAGGGCUGUAAGCGGGUGACUGAGGAGCUCGGACACCGCUUGACCGCCAAGCGUGGGGCAGGGUUGGUGGAAGUUCUCUUUGUGGCUAUGGACAACACUUUCACCCACAGCCUCCAGAGUGUACAGAAGGUGAUUAGCAGUGACAAACACUGCUUUGAGCUCUACGGCUAUGACAUCCUGAUCCAUCAGGAUCUGAAACCUUGGCUUCUGGAGGUGAAUGCUUCGCCUUGCCUCACCGCCAGUAGCCAGGAAGACUGUGAACUCAAGUGUCAUCUACUCAAAGACACACUUUGUAUUGUGGACAAGGAAGGCAGGCUGGCGGGGAAGGAGAAGCGUGUUGGAGGCUUUGACCUGGUACGGAACGACAGGCCUGUCAGCAGAGGGGGAGAGCUGGGUACUCCAGUGAACGAGAACGUCAUGGCAAACACACGUUUAGGCUGCUACGAUGACAGCAAGAAACAACUGAAGCAGCUUUUCAGUAAUGCUGAUCCCGAGCUUGGGAUGGGAGAGAUCACCAUGGAUGAAGUUCACUCGCUCUUCCUUUAAUGUGCAGUGGCAGUUCCCACUUCUCUCCGGACACUGCU
This is a messenger RNA of Gavia stellata (red-throated loon), 1181 nucleotides long. RefSeq names its product tubulin tyrosine ligase like 9 (gene TTLL9). Gene Ontology annotation, cellular component: cilium. The transcript is spliced from 11 exons. Lineage: Eukaryota; Metazoa; Chordata; Aves; Gaviiformes; Gaviidae. The record is from RefSeq and is a predicted model, not a curated record. Gene Ontology annotation, biological process: protein polyglutamylation; microtubule cytoskeleton organization. Gene Ontology annotation, molecular function: tubulin-glutamic acid ligase activity; tubulin binding.